Ostrinia nubilalis (European corn borer) is the source of this 3664-nucleotide messenger RNA. RefSeq lists its product as uncharacterized. Gene Ontology annotation, cellular component: membrane. The transcript has 20 exons. The record is from RefSeq and is a predicted model, not a curated record. Lineage: Eukaryota; Metazoa; Arthropoda; Insecta; Lepidoptera; Crambidae. Gene Ontology annotation, molecular function: ligand-gated monoatomic ion channel activity. The coding region runs from base 69 to 3491 and encodes 1140 amino acids.
AGGUCGAUUUUUAUAAUGCAGUUACUUCUAUCGACCGUUCUCGUGCUGCUACAGCUCGUUUUGAUGAUAUGAAACACGCAAAGAAAGAUUAUGGUCAAGACCAACACAUGUUGUUCGUGGCAGAUCUCAAGUGUCCCAAUAUUUCAGCUUAUUUUGAUAAGAAAAAAGAAGAACAAUAUUUAUUCAGAUCACCAUUCCGCUGGAUCCUAAUCAGUUCCAGUGAAAAUGAUGAAAUAGUACCGAAUAAAAUAGCUCAUAUUGAUCUCUUGCCUGAUUCGGAAGUGAUUGUGCUACGGCAAAUAGAGGCUGACACUUACGAUCUUCAUUUCAUUUACAAAAUAAGUCCUAACAGUGACUGGCGCACUCAAUUCUAUGGGAGUUGGAACCUUGAACAGCGGUUUGUCAAAACCAAUCAGCAAUUGGUUGAAUCGACGGCACUACAAAGAUUGGACUUGCUUGGUUUCCAGAUGAGCAUUUGCUAUGUUCUGACCGACAACGAUAGCAUCAACCACCUCACUGAUGAAGUAAACGACCACAUAGACACCAUCACAAAAGUGAACUUCCCGACCACAAAUCACCUGCUGGAUUUCUUGAACGCCUCUAGGAAGUACAUCUUCGCUGAGACAUGGGGCUACCGAGUAAAUGGGUCGUGGAACGGAAUGACUGGGUACCUCUUGAGGGAGGAGGUUGAGAUUGGAGGAUCACCCAUGUUCUUCACUUCAGAAAGAAUAUCGGUCGUGGACUACAUAGCUAGCCCCACUCCCACUCGUUCGAAGUUCGUAUUUCAGCAGCCCAAGUUGUCCUAUGAGAACAAUCUGUUUUUACUGUCUUUUCGUACAUCUGUAUGGUACAGUAGCACUGGGUUGAUUUUCUUGUUAUUGCUGGCACUUUUUGCUGUGGCUGUAUGGGAGUGGAAGAAAAAUUCGCACCAUAUUUAUAGGAAACAAGAUUCUGGUAUUCUGAGGGCUAACUUCAUCGACGUAAUAAUUCUGAUAUUUGGUGCCAUCUGCCAACAAGGAAGCCCCGUAGAACUAAAAGGAUCACUAGGCCGUGUGGUGAUGCUAAUCCUGUUCCUGGCUUUGAUGUUCCUCUACACUUCAUAUUCAGCCAACAUCGUCGCGCUGCUGCAGUCCAGCUCUUCGCAGAUCAGAACGCUGGAUGACCUCCUGCAUUCCAGGCUGAAAUUCGGCGUUCAUGAUACCGUGUUCAAUAGAUACUAUUUCUCGACGGCAACAGAGCCCGUCAGAAAGGCUAUCUAUGAGAAGAAAGUUGCUCCGCCCGGCACUACCCCUCGAUUUAUGUCCAUGGAGGAAGGCGUGAAGAAAAUGAGAAAGGGAUUAUUCGCGUUUCACAUGGAAACUGGAGUGGGUUACAAGUUCGUAGGAAAAUAUUUUAACGAAGGCGAAAAAUGUGGACUGCGCGAGAUACAGUACCUCCAAGUGAUCGAUCCGUGGCUGGCGGUCAGGAAGAACACACCUUAUAGGGAGAUGUUUAAGAUCGGAAUGAAACGCAUCCAAGAACAUGGUCUUCAAGCCAGGGAGAACCGGCUGCUAUACGAAAAGCGACCUAAAUGCUCCGGCCGAGAAUCCAACUUUGUUUCAGUCAGCAUGGUUGACUGCUACCCGGCGUUGCUAAUAUUGUCUUACGGGAGUCUCGUGUCUUUAACUCUUUUGAUAUUUGAAUUUCUUUAUCAUAAAAGAGAAACAAUAAUUCACAAAUUAAAACAUUCUAAUACACAUUCACAUUCAAUAACGAUUUCAGCUAAACAAAUUCAAUUAGCGUCUCGAUUGGGCAACAAGACCAGACCAAUGACAGUACGCUUCGUGAAUAAGAACUGGGCAGGUAUAGUGGAACCUUACCACAGGGAACGCCUGCUGAUAGUAGCUGAUCUGAACUGCCCUACUACAAAAGUUUUCUUCAAGUUGGCAAAUGCUACAAAAAAGUUCAGCUUUCCAUACCGCUGGAUUGUGAUUGGAAAAGCUGUAAAUGAGAGCAUGGCUAUUACUUCGGAUUUUCGCGACAUGCCUCUGCUACCGGACUCUGAUGUUAUUAUUGCACAGAGGAAUGACAACAACUCUUUUAUUAUAACUACGACUUACAAGAUACAAAUCAAAGGUAAAUGGAUAGUUGAACAAUUUGGUAUAUGGACAUCUGCUAAUGGGCUUAAGAAAUUUGAAGCUGUUAAACACCCUAUAUCAACAAGAAGAAAGAACUUUCAAAGGGCACCUAUUAAGACGGCUAUGGUGAUUCUGGAUAAUAGAACAAUAUCCAACCCUUACGAUCUAAGUGAUAUCCUAACUGAUACAGUAUCCAAGAGUAGCUUUCGUCAAACAGACCCUAUAUUUGGAUACCUCAAUGCUUCUAGAACAUUGAUCUACAGCCCUACUUGGGGCUACUACAGAAACGGGAGCUAUGGUGGAAUGAUUGCCGAUAUGACCAUUGGCGAUGCUGAACUAGCAGGAACGGUGCUAAUAGCUACUCAAGACCGCAUGGAAGUGGUAGAAUACCUAUCCUGUCCUACCCCUAUAUCGAUAAAGUUCGUAUUCCGCCAGCCUCCCUUGUCCUACCAGAACAAUCUGUUCCUAUUGCCUUUCAAAAGUACUGUGUGGUACUGCAUUGGUGCUUUUGUCUUGGUAUUGGCUUUUAUCCUUUACAUCAACGCUUUGUGGGAGAACAAGAAGUUGGAAUCAAGUGAACAGAAUUUCGAAGACCCAACAGUUUUGAGACCCAAUGUUGGUGAUAUAGCAAUAUUAGUGAUCAGCGCUAUAUCUCAGCAAGGAAGCUCUACAGAACUAAAAGGAACUCUUGGCCGCAUUGUUAUGUUCAUUUUGUUCCUUGCUUUUCUGCUGCUUUACUCUUCUUACUCUGCCAGUAUAGUAGCGCUGCUGCAGUCCAGCUCCAACCAAAUAAGGACCCUCUCCGACUUGCUGAACUCCAAGAUAGAGCUGGGUGUUGAAGACACGCCGUAUAACCGGUAUUUCUUUCCAAUUGCUACUGAACCAGUAAGGAAAGCGAUAUACCAAACUAAGAUAGCUCCCAAGGGUACAAAACCAAAAUUUAUGAGCCUUGAGGAUGGAGUCAAGAAAUUGCAAAAGGAACCAUUCGCGUUCAACAUGAAUAAAGGAAUAGGGUACAGACUCGUGGAAAGAUAUUUUCACGAACAUGAGAAAUGUGGUCUCCAAGAAAUACCUUAUUUGUACGCAACAAAAACAUACAUCACUUGUCGAAAGAACUCUCCUUAUAAAGAAAUCUUUAAAAUAGGAUUGUUCAGGAUCCAAGAGCAUGGCCUGAGCGAUCGCGAAAACCGUCUGAUCUACGCUCGGAAGCCACCCUGCCAAGCGCGCGGAGGCAGCUUUGGUUCUGUCGACAUGGUGGAUUUCCACCCCGUUCUGUUGAUGUACCUCUAUGGCAUUUUAUUGGCGUUUUUCUUCUUCUUUGUAGAGAUACUGGCACACAAGAAAUUGCAUCCACGUCAGAGUCAGCGACGCUAGUCCUUUGAUAUUUUGCGGUUUCUUCUUCUUGAGCAAAUAAAUAUAAUUAUCUUAGUAGAAUGUCAGUUAUGUGAGGCUUACAUUAGUGUUCAUAAAGAUACCGCCAUAGGAAAUUGUAUUUAGCACACGUAUAAUAUGACCACUUAAUUUUAAAAUAAAUUGAAGAAAAUUUA